GGGUUCGCCGCCCCCUGAACAAAUAAAAAAACAACAAAACUAAAGAUCAAAAAGUGGGUUGGUCCAGUGGUUUGUGAUGUCCUUGCAUUUUCUUUUUACUUCUUGGUAUCACAAUGACGUGUCUCGCUGCUUGACAUUUUCCCAUCUGGACUGCAUUAUUUCUUAGAAAAAAAUGAACAAGCUUAGGAAAGGAAAAACGAACGUUUAAUCGGUUUAAUCGUUAAGGAACCAUACCCAGUAGAAAAUGUGCUUACAUUCUCUUUUUAGUAUUUGCCUUGUGGUUCCGCCGAAAAGAAACUCCAAUGUGAAUUAGAAUAUUUUAACAGACUCCUUCAAAUAAUCCGAUGAUAUUAGCAAUUCAAAGUUGUAGAAUUUUGCCGAGUAGAACAUAACAAAAAAACAGGUCCCAACGAGACUCGAACUCGUGAUCUCCUGCUUACUAGGCAGGCGCUUUGCCAUCUAAGCCAUGAGACCUUGUCAUUAUCAAAAUUGUAAUCUUCUACAAAGCGUUUACACUGUCAUGUUGUUUAAUCAAUAACAGAGAUGAGGAACCUCACAUAUCGCUUACUGUGGCUUGACCAUAACGUGACGUAGUCUGGAUUACCAGAAAUACGGUAGUUAUCGUUCCUGUCUUAAAUCUACUACUUAAUAUCAUGUCGAGAAUUACUUAUUUUACGGAUAUGGAAAAGUCUGUGGUGACUGCCAAUUUUGUUAAACGCGGUUGGACCUCUGCCACUUCCGAUGAAGACUGGAAUUUCUACUGGGCGAAUACUCAAACCUGUCGCAGUUUGUUCUCCGCCGAAAGCUCGUAUCGUCUUGGUGACUACCAGCUGAUCAAUCAUUUUCCGAAUCAUUACGAGCUUACCAGGAAAGACUUGAUGGUCAAAAACAUCAAACGCUAUAAACGUGAACAGGACAAAGAACGAGAAACUCGGGAACGGUCACAAUUCAACCUUGAAUUUGUGCCCGUCACGUUUGUUUUACCAGCAGAUUACAAUCUCUUUGCCGAGGAAUAUCGACGUUGCCCGACAUGUACAUGGAUCAUGAAACCUUGUGGCCGUUCCCAAGGAUCAGGGAUCUUCCUCGUAACCAAGCUUUCGAGGAUAAAAAAUGCUUCAUCAGUGGGCAGUGGUAAUCCGCAGCAGCCAGCGCCACCGAGGGAAUCCUACGUCAUUUCGAAGUACAUUGAAUCGCCUCUUCUGAUUGGGGGAAAGAAAUUCGAUCUUCGCUUAUACGUUUUGGUUACUUCUUUCCGCCCUAUUCGGGCCUACUUAUUUCGUCGUGGUUUCUGCCGCUUUUGUAGCGCUAAAUAUGACCGCAGUACUCAUCAGAUGGAUAAUAUGCUCGUCCAUUUAACCAACGUUGCUAUUCAAAAACAAGGGGAUGAUUACAAUCCACAUCAUGGAGGAAAGUGGAGCGUGGAAGACUUACUUUUUUACGUCGCAAGUCACCGUGGCAGUGACGCAGCUGAAUUGCUGUGGCAAGAAAUCUGUUGGGUUAUUGGGCAUUCGCUUAAAGCUGUGGCACCAAUGAUGUUAAGUGAUCCUCAUUGUUUCGAAUGCUACGGGUACGACAUUAUCAUAGAUGCUAAUCUGAAACCCUGGCUGAUUGAGGUGAAUGCAUCCCCUUCGCUGUCUACAACUACCAAUACGGAUCACUUUCUCAAACUAAGCUUAAUCGACGCAAUCCUUAACGUUGUAUUACCACCAGAUGGAGUACCAAACGCCAAAUGGAACAAACGUCCGUCUGCUGACGCCCUGCGAGGAUGGAUCGUCUUAAUUGAUGAAGAAGCUAAAGUCGGCUCUGCUUACGCUCGUCAGAAUAAAGGUAGCAAAGCCAAGUCAUCGCGAUCAGACAUUGGUAGAAGUAAAUAGGAUACCGUACCAUUCUCACCUCUCGUUGUAAAGUAGGCCUAUGACGACAGCUAUUGUAAUUGAUCGAAACAUGAAUAGAAAUCAUUUGCCUUUUGCACUGAA
Molecule: messenger RNA, 1976 nt
Organism: Daphnia magna
Lineage: Eukaryota; Metazoa; Arthropoda; Branchiopoda; Diplostraca; Daphniidae
Gene: TTLL1B
Product: probable tubulin polyglutamylase TTLL1
Exons: 11
Coding region: 654-1874 (406 amino acids)
Biological process (GO): microtubule cytoskeleton organization; protein polyglutamylation
Cellular component (GO): cilium
Molecular function (GO): metal ion binding; tubulin binding; tubulin-glutamic acid ligase activity
Source: RefSeq, a predicted model, not a curated record